Molecule: messenger RNA, 955 nt
Organism: Capsella rubella
Lineage: Eukaryota; Viridiplantae; Streptophyta; Magnoliopsida; Brassicales; Brassicaceae
Product: 50S ribosomal protein L19-2, chloroplastic
Exons: 5
Coding region: 55-747 (230 amino acids)
Biological process (GO): translation
Cellular component (GO): ribosome
Molecular function (GO): structural constituent of ribosome
Source: RefSeq, a predicted model, not a curated record
ACCACGAUAAGGCUCACACUACUCUCCUUCGAGUGAGUUUGGGUUUGUGCAAACAUGGCGACGAGCGCUCAUCUUCUUCCUCAGUCAUUGCAUAUGAUGCCGAGAAUCCCUACAUUCUCGUCUAAGAAUUUUGGGGUUUCUUCAAUUCUACCACGAGCUUCAUCACUCAACUCGAGGCUAUCAGUUUCUAGGGUUCUUCUCAAUUACUCCGGCUCCAAUUUUGGUUUUCCCAUCGAUUCCAAGAAGAGAAGGGAGUUUAUUGUUAAAGCUGAAGAGAGUACUGAAGGUGAAACUGAGGCAGUUGUGGAGAAUGCUGCUGAAACUGAAGCGGAAGGAGAUGGAGAAGGAGAAGCCUCUGCGGUGGAGGAAGCUAAACCUCCGAGGAAGACUAGAGUCAAGCUCGGCGAUGUCAUGGGGAUACUCAACAAGAAAGCUAUUGAGGUUUCAGAGAAAGUAAGGCCGGUUCCGGAACUUAGGACAGGGGAUAUUGUAGAAAUCAAACUGGAGGUUCCUGAGAACAGACGUAGGCUGUCGAUCUACAAAGGUAUAGUGAUUUCUAGACAAAAUGCAGGCAUCCACACUACUAUUCGUAUCAGGAGGAUAAUUGCUGGCAUUGGUGUUGAAAUCGUUUUUCCUAUAUACUCUCCCAACAUAAAGGAGAUAAAAGUGGUAAGUCACAGGAAAGUGAGAAGAGCAAGACUCUACUAUCUGAGGGACAAACUUCCUCGUCUCUCAACUUUUAAAUGAUCACAACACCAGUCCUGCCUUGUCUUGUGUUGUCUUCAUACCUCCAGAGGUAGCUAAUCUCCUCCUUUUUCAAAUACUCUCGCUCUCUCUCGCCCUCUCGCCCUCUUGUAAUAAUUGUUUGUUUGCUGGAUUUCAUUUCUUUUCAUGUAAUUUACAGUGACAGUAAUUGAAGGAAAAGUAAAUCAAAUGUUGAUUGUUUUGAUCUUGA